Messenger RNA from Medioppia subpectinata, 1630 nucleotides. The record is from the annotation of a GenBank genome assembly. Lineage: Eukaryota; Metazoa; Arthropoda; Arachnida; Sarcoptiformes; Oppiidae.
UUUCUCCUGAAAAACAACUCGCGAUACACAACAUAACACACAUUUAAAACUUCAAACCAGACCUCUCUCUCACUCGCUCUCCGAAGACGAAGACAUUUGAAGAGUAGUUUACGCCGUUUUAAACAUCCCUUAAAUUAAUAUAUGUGUGUUUAAAAGCACAGUCAGUCAGUCAUUCACGAGUUUCUGUGCACUCUCUCUAUAUAAACUUUAUAUAUUUUACUUUUUCAAUGCGAUCAGCGCUUAGUAUUUGAAGUUCACAGCAAUUAUUGUUGUAUAACAUUGUUGUCUAUUACAUAGAAAAGAGUACUUUUAAUUGUUUUCUCCACUAUCUCUCGCACUCGCUUUCAGUGUUCAUAAUAGCAAAAAAUUCGUGCAAAAACUUGUUGUUUGUCUUUUCAAAAAACAUUUUUAUUCUGAAAAACACUUGUUUAAGCGAAACCCUGUUGUUGUUGUGUUAUAUAACACACAAUAUUUCUCCAUAAGGUGUGAGUUAUUACAUUACAAGUCAUUUAUAUAUUAACCUAAAGCGAGAAUUGAAUUGAAGAUCAAAAUGUUGAGACUAUUAAUAAUUGCAUUUCUGACCAUCACUUCUGUUUUCGGCCAAACGAGACUACAAUUAAAGGACAACGAGAAACAGAUUUUGGACCAAUUGUUGGAUAAAAACAAAUAUGACAGCCGUAUAUCACCCGUCGGGCCUGAAGUGAACGGAACACAGGGUCCGGUAGUGGUCAACACUAACCUAUAUCUGCGCUCAAUUGAGUACAUCUGUACAAAGCGUAAUGAAUGGAAAGCGCAAAUCACUUUCCGGCACCAGUGGAAUGACCAGCGGCUCAAAUAUGACGACAAGAGCGGCAAAAUCAAGUACCUGUCCCUCGAAGACAAGGACCAGAUCUGGACGCCCGACACUUUUUUCUCCAAUUCCCGGAGCGGUGAAGCGUUGAAAGAUCUGAAGCCAAACGUUUUGGUUCGCAUUUACCCCAACGGAAACGUAUUGUUUUCUAUACGUUUGUCGGAAGUGCUUUCAUGUCCUAUGGAUCUCAAACAUUAUCCGUUUGACACACAGACCUGUUCUCUACAAAUGGCCAGUUAUGGAUUCACAACUGAAGACUUGGUGUACGCGUGGAAAGAGGAGUUACCCCUACAGGUGACCAAGAGAUUGAAUUUACCAGAGUUUGUACUCGAAGACUAUAACACUGAUUACUGCACCUCUAAGACAACUACAGGCGAAUAUUCCUGCAUUAGAGCUGACUUCCACUUCCGUCGGGAGUCGUCUAAGUACGGGUGCCAAUGGUUUUUGCCCACCGCUAUCCUCACGUUCAUCGCAUUCAUCUCGUUCUGGUUGAAGCCAAACAAGUCGACCCGUAUUAAGCUACUGGUUGUCACUCUCAUCUUCCUAUACCUUCACAUCCUAUACAUAAACGGAAAGUCUUCGCCGGCAGUCAGCUAUCAUACAGCGAAGGAUUGUUGGCUCUCAACGUGUCUGGUCUUCGUAUUGGCCGCUUUCCUCGAGUACGGAGUCGUCCAUUUGGUCCACAAACUCGUCAAACCCAACAAAUGUCCCAUUGAUUCGAGCGAUUGCCAGAACGGCAAGAAUGUCAAUAAUUGCGAAGAGGGCGACGCCGUGGCACUG